AUGGGAGAUUCAUGUACAAAUUCAGAAAUUUUAUUCGCUAUUGUGUCAAUUCCAUUUGUCAUCUAUACUGGAGCUUCAUUUCUGAUCAAUGCAGCCACAGCUGACGAAGGAAUUAUAAUUGCUAUUCCAGCAACAUUAAUAAGCUUAGGAAGCUUAGUGUUUUUCCUUGCAGCCAUGUGCAGAUGUUCAAGGAGAGAUAAAUACAUGUUCAAAACAUAUGUGGUAUUAGCAAUCAUCUUAGCGAUUUUAUCAACAAUUGUUGGGAUCAUUCAACUAACAAAAGUCCAUCAGGGUGAAAAGUAUAUCUUCAGAAGCAUUGUUCAGCUUACUUAUCCAUUUAUGUGCAUUUUGUGUUCAAUUUUAUAUUUUUAUGUUGAGCAAAAAGAUAGAAGGGAGCGGAAAUAUUUUGGAAUACCAAAGUUUCAGUUGGAUAUUAAUUUCGAAAGAGAAUUCAUACCAAAUUAA
This is a messenger RNA of Chironomus riparius, 465 nucleotides long. The record is from the annotation of a GenBank genome assembly. Lineage: Eukaryota; Metazoa; Arthropoda; Insecta; Diptera; Chironomidae.